UGUGUACAUACAAUGUAGGUGCAUGACGCAGUGUCGUACGAGUCAUUGCUUUUUGCACAUUACGUUCAGGACAGGUUGGAAAACCCACUCCAGAGUAUCAUCAACAGGAGAACACCCUCAGGAUUUGUAUGUACAUGUAGAUGGAACACGACAUUGAAUUAAUUUCCUCUGUUUAGUGCAUGCUAAUCCAGCGAGGCACUGCUUUAGACGACCUCUAUGAUCCACUAAUGCAGUGGUGUCAAAUACCAUAAAUCGGUUUCUGCAUUGGUGUGUGGAUCAAGUUGCCAUCAGGUGUUUCAAUCAUGGCAUCAGCUCAGUCAGAGGAUGACGGUUUAAUAUGCAGCAUCUGCUUGGAUUAUUUUAGACAGCCCAAAGUGCUUGACUGCCUACAUAGUUUUUGCCUGGAAUGCCUUCGACAGCUCAAACAAAAGGAAGGUCUGACAGGAGAAAGAAUUGUGUGUCCUCUCUGCCGAGGUCACACCACAUUACAUGAAUGGAACGUGGAUGAGCUACCGGAUAAUCAGGCCUUGAGUGCACAGGUGAAAAAGAGGCAGAGCUGGCAAGGUCAAAGGUCGGCAGUCAGCUGCCAGAACUGUGACGAGGGCAAUCAGGCCAUUUCAAAAUGCAUCGACUGCGACAGUUUUCUCUGCCAGGAAUGCCACAAGGCCCAUGGGCGUAUGGCUGUAAUGAGGACUCAUGAAGUCUGCAUGCUGGGCUCAUCUACAGCAGACCAGACCAGACAAGCUGUCAUUCCAACCUGCCAGGAGCAUCAAGGGCAGCAAAUGUCCAACUUCUGCUCUACAUUUAUGCAGCUAGUGUGCACAUCAUGCCACAGUUAUAAGAACCAUCCUACUGUAUGUGUAGAGGCUGUUUUAGAUGAAUACAAGAAACAGGCCACAAAACUGAAUGCACAGGGUGACAAGACGAUGGCAGAGAUUAAAUUAGCAAUGCUGGAGGCAGACGAGCUACAAAAAAAACUGGAUGACAUGUUUGAAAAAACAACUACAAAAAUCACCCAAAAGGCAGAUAGGGAGGUUGCCAAGAUCAGAGCAGAAGAGAAAAAACUAAAGCAAGAGGCACAGAGGAUAUACAAGGACAGAGUCAAGACCUUCGAAGCGGCUCGUACGGCAAAUCAAACAGAAGCAGCCCUGGUAGAGCAAAUGCAAUGUACACUCAGGCACCAAGCCUGUCAUACAAAUCGCUACACCCCUCCCGAUCUUGAGAAAUUCAUCUGCAGCAUUUUUACACUGCAGAAUAAGAAGCCAAAGGGAGUGCCUGACAGAUUGUCCUUCCUGGACUUCACAGAGGGAGGAUUCUUUGGAAGAUUGGUGCUGGAUGACAAACUGCCACAGGAAAUACCAGCCAGUGAAGCUACAAACUCACAGUAUAAGUCACUUGAAAAAGAGAAGUGGCAGCUAUGGAAUGAAGAAAUAAACACAUUUUCCAGAAAAUCAUCAAAUGGGAAAGAAAGAUGUGUCGUACAAAUUGAUCAUGCAGUAUGUAUAGCAGCAUUCUCCAACAACAAACUGGUCACAAUUACCUUUAGCAUAUUUGAAGGUUGGACUCAGUGGCACCUGAUCUCAUUUAAAUCUGCAUUUGGUAAAUACAUGCCGCAAUGGGAAUUCACAUCAGAGUUUGUGGUAAAGGUUGGCAGCUUUAACAGUAAAAUAAAACAUAUUUUAGUUAACAAAGAUGACCAGGCUAUUAUCUUAAUAAAUAACGCUGUAAAAAUACUAAGUAAGGAUUACAAGACACUCCACAUGUUUGAAUCGACAGUAAGAGGCACAGCAACAUGCCUUGCCACAGAUGACGCCAGUCUGAUAGCUGUGGGCUGUGAAGAUACUCAAGAGGUAUCGCUACAUUCCACGAGUGGAUCUCUCUUCAAGAGACUGCGUGCACCCAUGAUCGGGAAUUACUUAACCAUCCACAAGAAACAGCUGAUAUACACCAACUGGGCAAAGAGGAAGUUGCUUGCAAUCAACGACAAUGGUGACAGUAUUUUCUCUACAGACGUCACGAGCCCUGAAGAACGGUGGGGCCCUACCGGUGUGUGCUGCAGCAAGAAUGGCAGCAUUUACGUUGCUGUGUGCGGGGAAUGGCCUUCCGCGGGCCAAAUUCAGCAGUACAGCCCUGAGGGCGUGUUUGUGGGUUGCAUUAUUGAGCGAUGCUGCACCGUGUAUGGCAUGACACUGUUGGAUGAUGAUAAAAAGCUGGCGGUGGCUGCAAAAACGGCUGUGAAGAUCUUCCGACGAGUAAAAAGAAGAUACAGUAUGCCAGAGUGAGGGUUAGUUCAACAUAGUUGAUCAUUCUGCAUGAAUGCAAUAGACCUGUAAUGUGAUGUCACGCUCUUUCCAAUGGCAGUGAGAUGUGGUGGGAUUUUGUAAGUCUCUAUGGAAACAACACACUUUGACAUUAUUACAUUUUAACUUUUAGGUUGCUUGGAGAUACCUAUGUGAUCCAUCCUGCCAAAAGGUGUUAUGUUGCAAAAAUGAUCAUGAGUUACACACGCGGCUUGAAAGCCCACAGUGUAGCCUUUCAUUUGGUACCGCUAUAUAUAACAGAGCUUAAUUGUUCAUUCCAGUCCAAAGCAGCGGCACGGGAGGGGGGCACAAAGGGGAUACCAGCAUUUUGGGGGGGGGUCACCAGGUUUCAGUGGUGUAAUUUCUUAAGGGCAAAUUUUUGUUACCCUUAUUCAAUAUCCAUUCAUCUGUUUUAUUUUCAGAGGGGGGC
This is a messenger RNA of Acanthaster planci (crown-of-thorns starfish), 2730 nucleotides long. RefSeq lists its product as uncharacterized. NCBI's taxonomy places the organism in Eukaryota, Metazoa, Echinodermata, Asteroidea, Valvatida, Acanthasteridae. The record is from RefSeq and is a predicted model, not a curated record.